This is a messenger RNA of Racocetra persica, 1716 nucleotides long. NCBI's taxonomy places the organism in Eukaryota, Fungi, Glomeromycota, Glomeromycetes, Diversisporales, Gigasporaceae. The record is from the annotation of a GenBank genome assembly.
AUGCCUACCACUUCAUAUUCAACUCCUCCAACAGAAGUUGGCAGCCCUAUCCCAGCCAACACACCGCACGCUAUCUCCGUAGCACUUCCAACUUGGCAAGAUAAUGUAGACUACGAAGAAGGUCGUGAGAGGGUUGUAAAUCGAAUGUUAACGGGGUAUCCAAGGUUUUUUAUUAAUAAACAAGUCGAGAAGUUAAUGUCAAUAUGUGAAGAAAAAUUUGCAAAACCAUCCGAAUCAUGUUUAUUGUUUCCUAAUCGUAAAGCUACGGAACAUUGUCGGACUUACUUGCGUCGAUACUUUGAGUCUAAUAAUCCUGCUUGUUUUCGUUUAGCCGAAAUCACCAUUGUAACACCAGAUCAAAGCAAAUCAUUGACGCAAGGCAAUGUCACAUUGCAUAUAAUUUUUUUUCCGAAAGAAGCAUUCUCUGUGGCAAAGUCCUUUUGGCAACAUACGGGAGAUGGUAUUAGUUCUCGUUUAGCCGAAUUUGCACUUAAUAUACUGCAAGCAAAGUCCAAUGAGCAAUAUACAAAAAAUCUUUACGAGGUUUCUACGAAAAGAGCAUCAUUUUGUAAACGAUAUUCUAAUAUACAGACAUCAUACAGCCGGAAUUUGGAUUGUGAACCUAAGGGAACUUUGUUCACAGAUAUUACGUCGAUCAACGAUUCUUUUGUUGAGCAGAACUUUUAUGUUGAAGAACGUUAUGGUCGUAAUUUACCUAUGUCAUUUGCUGAAAAGGCAAAACUUGAACUUAGGCGAAGAAUUGCUAGCAGUCUAAAAAUUGAAGAGAAUAAGGAUAGAUUAGAUAAUAUUAUAUCGAGUUCAGUUGAUUUAUCUGUUCUAACAGAACGAUUAGUAAAAGAUGUAACGGAAAAUGAAGUUUUUCUUUUCCCGAGUGGGAUGAGUUCUAUCUUUCAUGCUCACCGAUUUUUACUAACAGCAUUUCCUCCGAGGAAAAGAUGCCAUUUUUAUGGCAAUGGAUCAUCAUCAGAUAUAGAUGAGAUAGAAAGUCUUCUCGAAUCAGGAGAAAGAGUUUUAGCACUGUUUUGUGAAUUUCCAAGUAAUCCACUAUGCAAAUCACCAGAUUUGAAACGCCUUAGAACUCUUGCGGACAAGUAUGAUUUUCCAAUUGUUAUAGAUGAAACAAUUGGGAAUUUUGUCAAUGUUAAAGUUUUUGAAUGGGCAGAUAUUUUGGUAUCAAGCUUAACCAAGAUUUUUAGUGGAGAUAAGCUGAAAAAGGUCAUAAAUAAUGAAUAUGAAGACCUUUUAUGGGGAGAAGAUGCAAUUGUCCUUGAACGUAAUUCGAGAACAUUCAGAGAACGUAUUAUGAAAAUCAAUGAAAAUGCAGAGGAAAUAUGUGAAUUACUUAGAAAUAGUCCUAAAGUCAAAAAAAUUUACUAUCCAAAAUAUAUUACGCCUGAGAUCUACCUUCAAUAUAAGACAGUUAAAGGUGGAUUCGGAGGGUUAUUUUCAGUUAUUUUCCAUUCGGACCUUGCAUCACAACAAUUUUUUGACUCACUCAUAAUUGCGAAAGGACCAUCUCUUGGUACUAAUUUUACUCUAGCAUGCCCUUAUACGAUUUUAGCACAUUAUAAUGAAUUAGAUUGGGCAUCAGGGUACGGUGUUGAACCAGGGAUUAUUCGAGUAAGCAUAGGCUUGGAAGAUAAAAAUGAUUUGUUGAAAAGAUUUCAACAAAGUUUAGAUGCCAUUACUGAAUGA